Molecule: messenger RNA, 1849 nt
Organism: Sodiomyces alkalinus F11
Lineage: Eukaryota; Fungi; Ascomycota; Sordariomycetes; Glomerellales; Plectosphaerellaceae
Product: FAD/FMN-containing dehydrogenase
Exons: 3
Coding region: 177-1688 (503 amino acids)
Molecular function (GO): FAD binding
Source: RefSeq, a predicted model, not a curated record
CCCAUGUGCUGGGAUCGUAUUUAGGACGCAAUUCCCCAGAUGCCACCCGGCGGCACGACCGUAGACUUUGUCUGCCUUGAAGCCAUUGAAGCCUCGAGCUCGAGCUCCAACAUCUGACAACAGAAGGGAGUUGGUGUUCUGUCGUUUGUGACCUGGUCUAACCUGGCCUGCCCAAAAUGAGGCUUUCUCUCUUUUACAUUCCUCUUUUCGCCAGGGCCCUGCUGGCUAAGCCCUGGAGGACCAGACGGGAAGAUCUCAAGGGCUGCGUCGCCAAUGUCUUUGGUGACAACGCCGCCGAUCGCAUCGUGACCGCUGACGACGAGACUUAUACCGAUGCCCGGAUUGGAGAACACAUCCAGGACGAACAGCUUCCCGCCCUCAUCGCCUUUGUCCAGCACAAGGACGAGGUUGCCCCCCUUAUCAAGUGCGCGAAGACCCAUGGCGUUCAACCCGUGCCCAGGUCUGGAGGUCACCACUUCCUCGCCUACUCUGCCCUCAAAGACGCCCUCGUCAUCGAUAUAAGCCACAUCGACCACGUCCAGGUCAGCGAAGACGGCGCCACCGCGACCGUGGGUGGCGGCAUCCGCCUCGGCGCCCUCUACACCGCCCUCCACGCCGCGCGGGGCGGCAGCGCAGACGGCUUCGACUGGCCCGGCGGCAUUUGCCCGACCGUCGGCCUCUCGGGCUACCUCUCCUCCGGCGGCUUCAACAUGCAGAUGCGCGCCGUGGGCCUCGGCGUCGAUUCCGUCGUCUCCGCCAAGGUCGUCCUCGCGAACGGGUGUCAGGUCACCGCCUCGCCCGACGAGAACCCGGACCUCUUCUGGGCCAUCCGCGGCGGCGGCGGCGGCUCCUACGGCAUCGUCGUCGAGUGGACCCUCGCCCUGCGCGAGUACCCCCGCUCCUCCAUGGUGCUGAUGCGCUGGAACGCCGACGCCGACGCCAACGCCAACGGCAAUGCCACCGGCAAUGCCACCGGCAAUGCCACCGCCGCCGGCCAGGACGCCCGCGCCGAGGUAGCCAAGGCCUGGCACGCGUGGGCCCCGCGCGCCGACCCGGCCCUCACCUCCCAGCUGCUCAUCUACCAGCACAGCGUCGAGUUCCUGGGCUGGUGCUUCGGUUGCGCCGAGGACACGCUGCGGUCCAUCGUCGCCGAGUCGGGGCUGCCGUCCCUGGGCCUGCCCGAGGUACACUACUCCGGCGGCUGCGGCACCAACGCCGCCCGCGCGGUCGGCUACCUGGGCGACGCCUGCCCGCCCGACGAGGUGGCCGACCAGAUCGCCCCCUACGCGCUCAACACGAUCCAGCAGCCCUUCACACCCCUGGAAGGCUUCCCCGUCUUCGACUGGGACCAGCGGCCCCAGGCGCCCGAGUUGCCCACCGCCAUGCCCUGGCCCCGGGCGAUCCGUGUCGCGAGCUCGUACUUUGUGCAGAGGGACAACAUCCCCGACGGCGAGGUGAUUGACGAGCUCGUGAGCCGGCUGGACCUGCUGGACCCCGCCGGCGUUCCCUUCUACGAGUGGCAUGCCUGGAACAUCUCCGUUUCGGGCGACUCGGCCUUCCCCUGGCGGGAGCAGGCCUACUCGCAUCUGGAGAUGGUCGCGUGGGGGUCCGAGGACGAGGAGGCCCAGGACGGGUUGGUCAACUGGUUUGAAGAGACCGAGGCUUUCCUUAGGCCGAUAGUCGGGUAGGUCCUUUUUUUUUUUUCUUUUCGCUUCUUUCUUCGCGUGGCAAUGGGUUGACCUAGGCAUGACAGACCUGCCUCCUAUGCGGGAUACAUGGACAAUAGGAUCUCUACCCCACCCCUGGAGUCGUACUACGGGAGCAAUGUGGCCGAGCUGUCCGAGAUUAA